GGUGUUCAAACCCUAUAAUAGGUGUUACAAAAGUAGGCAUCAGCUGACGCAGGAAUCAGAUAUAAUUACAUAGGUUCUGAGUCAUACACCAGCAUGUUUCCUCAAAUAGCCUAUGAAGUGCCUAUCCCAGUUGAGGGCAACUGUACCUGUAUUUCCCCCCAGGGGUCCAGCAAGGGUAUCCACUCUCAGACUUCCUGUUCCCCAGCUGUUGCCUCUCUGAGGUGCAGAACUGCAACUUAUUCUCUUCUGACCAGGUUGGUGUAUCCUUAUGACUUCAGACUGACAGAAAAAGAGAAAACCAACAUUUGCUACUUGUCCUUCCCAGACUCCUACUCAGGCGGCUUAGGAGAUACUCAGUUUAGCUUCCGUCUCCGUCAGUCUGGGGGGCAGAGGAACACGCGUUUUGGGGAGGAUGGUGAAUAUAACACAGAAGCCCCGCUAACAUUACAGCGGGAGUCAGCUCAUUACUUCGGCUAUGUGUACUUCAGGCAAGUGAAGGACAGCUCAAUGAAGAGAGGUUACUUCCAGAAGUCUCUAGUGCUGGUGUCACGCUUGCCUUAUGUGAACCUCUUCCAGUCUCUGCUGCAGCUGAUUGCUCCCGAGUACUUUGACAAGCUAGAGCCAUGCCUGGAGGCAGUGUGCAAUGAGAUUGAUCAGUGGCUGCCUCCUGUUCCAGGACAGACUCUGAACCUUCCAGUGAUGGGAAUUGUCAUUCAGGUGAGAAUCCCAUCCAGAGUGGACAAACCCGGAUCAAGCCCUUUGAAGCAGAUCAAUCAAGAGAACUUGUUACCGGCCCCGUUAGUUCUCCCCAGUGUGUAUGAACUGGAUCUUUUCAGAUGCUUCCAGCCAGUGCUAAUUCACAUCCAGAUGCUGUGGGAGCUGAUGCUACUGGGGGAGCCAGUAGUUGUAAUGGCGCCAUCCCCUGCCAUUUCCUCAGAAAUGGUGCUGGCACUUACCAGGCCUGCGCCCCUCCCCUGUCAGAGCUCCGCGAAGUGUCUUGACAGCAGAUGUCAGCCAUGUGGCCAGGAAAUGUCAUCAAUGGGAGACAGAGAAACUGGCUUGACCGGUUUUCACUUUUGCAUGUCAACACUUUCGGCGCCAAACCUGCCCUGUGUCGACAGAGCCUUAGAUACCUUCUCCUGUAACACAGACCAGCCCCAAUGCGGAUAUGGUCACAGCAGAGGCCACCGGAACGAUCUAAAUUGGCUGCAGUUGUCCCUCAGUUUAAAGUUUUGCCAUUGUCCAUGUUUUGCAGUGUGCAAUGAGAUUGAUCAGUGGCUGCCUCCUGUUCCAGGACAGACUCUGAACCUUCCAGUGAUGGGAAUUGUCAUUCAGGUGAGAAUCCCAUCCAGAGUGGACAAACCCGGAUCAAGCCCUUUGAAGCAGAUCAAUCAAGAGAACUUGUUACCGGCCCCGUUAGUUCUCCCCAGUGUGUAUGAACUGGAUCUUUUCAGAUGCUUCCAGCCAGUGCUAAUUCACAUCCAGAUGCUGUGGGAGCUGAUGCUACUGGGGGAGCCAGUAGUUGUAAUGGCGCCAUCCCCUGCCAUUUCCUCAGAAAUGGUGCUGGCACUUACCAGCUGUCUCGCCCCUCUGAAGUACUGCUGUGACUACCGCCCGUAUUUCACUAUCCACGACAGUGAGUUCAAGGAGUACACCACCAGGACGCAAGCCCCGCCGAACGUCGUUGUGGGUGUCACAAAUCCUUUCUUUAUCAAAACGCUCCAGCACUGGCCUCACCUCCUUCGGAUCGGGGAGCUCAAAAUGUCAGGUGACUUCCCCAAACAAGUCAAGGUGAAGAAACUAACCAAACUGAAACCUCUGGACACUAAGCCGGGAAUCUAUACCUCGUACAAGACGUUUCUGCACAAAGACAAAACGCUGAUAAAGAGGCUGUUGAAGGGGAUUCAGAGGAAGCGCCCAUCUGAAGUCCAAAGUGCCCUUCUGCGGCGCCACCUGCUGGAGCUCACCCAGAGUUUCAUUAUCCCCCUGGAGCAUUACAUUGCGAGUCUGAUGCCUCUGCAGAAGGCCAUCACUCCGUGGAAGAAUCCUCCCCAGAUCCGCCCUUUUCGCCAGGAGGAUUUCAUGAAGACCCUGGAACAUGCAGGUCCCCAGCUCACCUGUGUGCUGAGGGGUGACUGGCUAGGCCUGUACAGGCGUUUCUUCAGGUCCCCCAACUUCGAUGGCUGGUACCGUCAGAGGCACAAGGAAAUGACCCAGAAGCUGGAGGCCCUGCACCUGGAGGCGAUCUGCGAGGCGGACAUCGUGGCCUGGAUGAAGGACAAGUCCGAGGUGGAGAUCGUAGACCUGGUUCUGAAACUUCGCGAGAAGCUCGUCCGAGCCAGGUGCCAUCACCUGCCCGUGAAGGAGGAGACGCUGCAGCGAGGGGGCCUGUACAUUGAGACCAUCAUCGGCUCCCUCCCUGAGGAUCUCCAGGCCGUGCUGCACCACCCCUGAGCCGCGGCCCAGCACCAGGACUGCUGGGAGAGGAAGGCCUCCCCCCACCCCCCAGUCCCAGCAUCUCCCCCAGGCCUGCAGGGGGCUGCAGGCAGGUUCAAGGGAGAAACUGGGGCCUAGCCCCAGCCCCCCACUGACCUGGCUUCUGCUGGGCAGCAGGAGGGGGGUGAGCUCUGAGCCAGGAGUGGAACCGAGGCCGGGCGGGUGAACUGCUGCUGUGCAGAGCUGCAGGGGGGGGGAGCAUGGUGGCUGUCCGCGCGGCAGAGAGAGGCAGCUGGAGACCGGGCCCGUCUGCCAGGCUAAGCCGAACACACACUGCCAGCCCUGUCCUCGCACCACGCUAGGGCCGCUGCUACCUACACGCCAUCAGGCCUGCUUGUCCCGGUCACAGCUGAGACAGGAGCACUCCGUGCAGGUACGGAGCCUGCAGCUCUUGCUGAUCUUGUGAGUCCCAGCCCCUCCUCCCUGGGGACGUGGACGGUCCCCCCACAGGCUGACCCAUUGCGGGAAGAGCUGUGGCUGGGCACGCGGCAGGCAGAUAAAGGGGAGCAGCAGUGACCGUAACGGCUGCAGCGGGAAUGGCCCCCUCCAGGGUGGGGGGCUGUGUGUGUGUCUGGCAGACUGGAGCUCUGCCUGGGUGAGAGAGCUGGGAGCAUCCCCUGGCCGUGAGGGAUCUGGCCAGAGCGGCUCUGCGCUGCCGAUUCUCAGCCCUGGCCGGACAGGUGUCCUGCGCGCUGCGUACGGGGAGUGGGGCUGGGGUGGUGGCGGGGGGAGGGGUGUUCUGUAGUAAUCUCUGCCCUCCGGGGGGUUGUUUCUUAUUUCCACGGAGGAGUCAGUAAAGCACAAAUGUCUGAA
This is a messenger RNA of Pelodiscus sinensis (Chinese soft-shelled turtle), 3309 nucleotides long. NCBI's taxonomy places the organism in Eukaryota, Metazoa, Chordata, Testudines, Trionychidae. The record is from RefSeq and is a predicted model, not a curated record.